AUGAAUGAGACACGGCUCUUAGAGACGUGGUAUGGGAAGUUCAAUAGCGAUGGCAAGAAUCGAUCCUCGAGCGUCGCGCAGCAGGCUUACGAGGCUGCUGUAGACCGUUUUUGCAGUGUUCUCAGUCAUGAUGAUCGGAAGAAGCUGCUAGCUCGGGAGGCGAACAGCAUCGAUGGCAUCCGUGAUACUCUGAAUUCGUUUAUGGAGAUGAAGAAGAUGAUGGCUGAGUUCCAAGCGAUUAACUCUAGUGCCGCCAUCGACACAAAUCAACGGGUAACAGAUAUCCAAUUUUCGAACAUCGUAUCAAGCGUGUCUUCGUCCCCAUUGGGAGACUACAUGAAGACAUACCAGCAUCUCAUGCUCCUGGCAAAGCGUGCGAUCAAGGGCUCAUUCAGCAAUCGACUUGCAAUGCGGUACUUCUGUGUUGCGAUCGUGGAACAAUUGCAGCAGUCAGGCAUUACCAUCCUCUGGGCAUUAAAAAACACAGCGAAUCACGACAACCCUUCAAACGAGACACAAAUUUCCUCCGUAGACAUUUUGAAGAAUCUGACCCUACAGGCUCUGAAGGCGGGAAGAGCCUUCACUCAUGAAAAGCCCCUUUCAUUGACUUGCUCUCGAUUUCACACUGCCACUACGGGUGAAGAGUGGUUUCAAAUAUUCGAAUCUGUGGUUACGCAGCUCAGCGGUCCUGUCUUCAUCAUCAUCGACCUUCAGGUUCUGCACACUGCCAGCCUCGAAGCGGAAAAUUUCAAUUGGGCGAAUGCGCUUCUGUCAUUUUUGGAAUCUACCUCGCAGCGCGGCAUUCGGACAAUAUUCAAGCUCCUACUUUUCGGAUAUGGCCCAGCGGUCUCGUCUCAAACAGCUGGUUUACAGGUUGCUAACACAACUGUGAAAAUGAAACCUGCGCGAGGGUUGAAGCACAAGAAUACUCCGAAGAGAAGGGUUGAUCCUGUGAAGAUAAGACAGUCUUGGUUGAAGAAGACUUGA
This is a messenger RNA of Diaporthe amygdali, 987 nucleotides long. RefSeq lists its product as uncharacterized. NCBI's taxonomy places the organism in Eukaryota, Fungi, Ascomycota, Sordariomycetes, Diaporthales, Diaporthaceae. The transcript has 5 exons. The record is from RefSeq and is a predicted model, not a curated record. Bases 1 to 987 code for a protein of 328 amino acids.